UCUGUUCCAGCAGCCUUGCUUUCUUUUUUCUCUGACAAGACAGAGCUAGUAUUUGAUUAUAAUAAGAUCUAUCAUUUAUUAUUGCUCAACUUUACUAGUUUGAUCAACUUUGAUCUACUAUUUUGCUCUAAAAGUUAAACCAACUUUUUGAAAAUGGAUAAGUUUCGGAUUAUGGUCCAGUUUUUGCAAGCCAACCAAGAGUCGUUCAUGAAUGGCAUCUGUGGGAUCAUGGCUCUGGCAAGUGCUCAGAUGUAUUCCUCUUUUGAGUUCACCUGUCCUUGUCUUCCAGACUACAAUUAUGCGUAUGGAAUCGGUAUUCUAAUUGUUCCGCCAAUAUGGUUCUUUUUACUUGGAUAUGUACUCAACAACAAUAUAUCAGUGUUAACUGAAGAAUGGAAGAGACCGGUUGGUAAACGCAGGAAGGAUCCGGCGGUUUUGCGCUACAUGUUCAGCUCCAUGACGCAGCGCGCUCUCAUCGCUCCGGUAGUGUGGGUCGCCGUGACUUUAAUGGAUGGCAAGAGCUUUCUUUGUGCUUUCAGCGCCACCGCUGAUUUAUCCGAGUUCCUCAACGAGAGCUAUCCAAUCUUAUCCAAAAAGGAGCUUGUGAAAUUUCAAGCAAGGAUUCCAUGCGAAGACGUAUUUGAUGGACAUGAAAUUAUUUCCAUAGAUGCGGCCACUAGGUAUAUUCGCUGUUUUUCACAGGCCUGUGGAUGGAGCUUUUUAAUGGUAAUAACUAUAGUAGCCUUCUUGAUAAGGGCGAUAAGGCCUUGUUUUACCCAAGCCGCUUUUCUUAAAACCAAAUAUUGGUCGCAUUACAUUGAUAUAGAGCGCAAACUAUUUGACGAAACGUGUAAAGAGCACGCCAAGGGCUUCGCUAAGGUCUGCAUACAGCAAUACUUCGAGAGCGUCAGUGGGGAAAUCGUUCCACAAUCCCAGUUACCCACAAAGAAAGGGAAAGGUAAAAAAGACGAUGAUGAUGGGGAAAAACAGAAGAGUGACGAGGAGAAGCUUCUUGGCAUCCGUAAAGAAGAAGAUAUGAAUAAAGUCCUUUGGAACUGGCAUCUUUGUAAACCCGCACUGAUGCUGACCAAGCGCGCUGAAGAUAUGAAUGGACAUGCGCACUUGGAUACACUCAGCCUCUCAAAAGAGUGCAACCAUCACACACCUGUGAAAACGACAGCUGUGGCUUACUACUCCAAAGUCUGACUUCGCCUGAAUCGAAUGAAGUGGUAUUGCAGUAAUCACUGUUAAGAUCUCGUUUCUAUUUAUUG
Carassius auratus (goldfish) is the source of this 1271-nucleotide messenger RNA. Its product is annotated as calcium homeostasis modulator protein 1. Bases 154 to 1206 code for a protein of 350 amino acids. The transcript has 2 exons. Gene Ontology annotation, molecular function: monoatomic cation channel activity. Gene Ontology annotation, cellular component: plasma membrane. NCBI's taxonomy places the organism in Eukaryota, Metazoa, Chordata, Actinopteri, Cypriniformes, Cyprinidae. The record is from RefSeq and is a predicted model, not a curated record.